Messenger RNA from Paraphaeosphaeria sporulosa, 1876 nucleotides. RefSeq lists its product as uncharacterized. NCBI's taxonomy places the organism in Eukaryota, Fungi, Ascomycota, Dothideomycetes, Pleosporales, Didymosphaeriaceae. The coding region runs from base 115 to 1695 and encodes 526 amino acids. The transcript has 5 exons. The record is from RefSeq and is a predicted model, not a curated record.
CCUAAUUGCAAAACCCUCACCAAACGUUCCUCAGCACCACGUCGCGGUCGUCCUUUGGGAGGGCGGACAAGUUAACCCCGCCACGCAGGGCUUCGUGAGGGCAUCAUAUCUACAAUGCCGCCUCAUAAGAAAGUAUACAGUGCGCCGCAGGCUGACGACAAGACCUUCGCAACGCAGCAAGAGUUUCUCGACAGUCUGGUUCCUGUUCCGGUGGAGUCGGUGGAUGGUAACAGCCGGAAGUGUGCUCAUUGCUGGAGGCCGUAUGGCGAGUCGAACCCCGGUGAGGAUGACGCUGAAGCGCCCGUACGAUUCAGAUGCAAUCAUGUGUUCGGCGAACAAUGUAUGCGAUCGCUCUUUGCUGUGCGGGACCCAGUCCGAGUUGAUCUGAAGCCUCUAUCGUUCGCGCCGGGCUCGAAAGGUGCAGAUCUGGGCAGCCGGCUCAGUGCCUACGUCGAGUCCCAUGGCGUCGAGAAGAGCGCCUUACUAAGUGGUGGCAAUCGCGCGACGGAUUUCGCGCGACUUAUUCGUGAAGUCAUGCCCACGGUGCAGACGCUGACUUGCCCCACCGUAUUGGGCCCGGGCUUCGAUCUCUUGGGCAAAGAAUGGAUGGUACUUGUAUUCCAGAUGUUCAGUCAAUCUGACAGCCUUUUGGAUAAGAUUGAGCUCAUGGAGAAUGCAAUAAUAGUGAACAGCGACUCCGCCAAGCAUCAAAUGUACACAUUCCCCCCCGGUAACAUCAUGAUCGCACCGCCGAUAUCUGUGUCAUCUCCCUAUAGCACGGUCAUGCCCUCCGAGCCUGGAGAGGCGCUCUCACAGGCGACGCCACAAAUGAAUCAUAUAUCACCGCCACACCUGACUUGGGCACAAGAAGAACAGAAAACCAAAAAGAAACAAGAGACAGCCUCUACCACCUCGACCACUUGGAAAGACGCCUUGUUCAGCAAAUCAAAGCUGGAAAUCCCGGUACAAAAGCAUAAGGAGCUGCAGGAACAGGAGGAGCUGCUGCAGGAGAAAUCAGAAAGCGCUACAGCUGAUGAAGAGGCUGUCCAUAGCUAUGGUAGUCCUGUCAUUCCCCCAACCAUGACACAGAUUGCGCCGUAUCUGUUCGCCGACCCGCUUGCUGCAGCGCGAGAUCAACAUACCGAGUUGCAGGAGCACACCAAGGUGUUCGUGAAGCAUUUGUCCCAGUCUUUCGCCAAGGUUUACGAAGCAUAUGAGAGGAAUCAAUACGAACAAGGUGUGGCCGCUGGUUUCCAACCUCCAGUGAAGAAACUUAAACUUGCGGGCCUGAACAAAACCUCGUCAGCGUCGCCCGAGACUGAGUUCGAUGACAUCUAUUAUCACAGAGUCCGCCAUUCCGUCUUCGUCCUGACGGCCAUCGCCCACAGGUAUUCACUCAGUGAGAGGGGACUCGAGGUUAAUCAACCUUAUUCUUACGAGUUUCACGCUACAGAGGAGACAGAUGAGGAAAAUAUCGAGGACGACGGAUUCGUGGACGCGGAGCGAGCACCGGCAGUCGUCGCGCAGAAGACUGUUCUGGUGAAGCGAAAGAUUUGUAGAAAUUGCUGCGCUGAGCCUACGCCCUAUGUGCAAUCUCUCGCAACGCCAGAGUACGUGUUCUGGCCAGACAACAAGAAGAUUCCGGACAACUGCCCUAAGUGUCGUCGAAUUCUUUUUAAUAAGAAGGAUGACUAGGUGCGAGCUUUUCAGGAGUGGGGUGGUUAUUCAGCUUGCGUCAGACACUGUUUAGUCCUGUCGCAAUAGUAGUAUAAUUUCCACGAAAAGGAUGACUGAAUGAUUAUCACGAUUGGGUAUCUGGCGUUCGAGCAUGGUAAACGUUUCCAGGUUGGAAGUCACAAAUCAGUAUAGGCAGCGC